UGCUGUUGAGGAAUCGGCUGCAUCAACAUCAGAUCAUAAAUUAUCGAAUAUGACAUCAUGGGUGUUUUCGGUUUUAAUCAUUCCAUUGUUUGUGCUUACGGUGGCAGGACAAUCGAAUGCCAGUCUUAAGGAUCGGAAUACGUCUCUCAAUCAUCGAAACCGAACUCAUGGAGACUUGAAAAAACAAUCACUUCAUCUUGAUUAUCGGGAACUUAGCGAGGGUUCAAACUCUCGCUUAAAUCAGGAUUACUACGAAGUGCGAAAAAGGCGUCCGAAGAAAAAGCGACAAACUGUCCACUUUGCGAAACCAGCUCAUGCCAAGAGACAGGUUCAAGGCAGGGAGGAAAAGAUCUAUGAAACCUUUGAGGAAAUACAUGAGCACAUCAACGAGCCGAGCACAGAAGAUUCUCAGACACAGCCGUCGGAACACUACGAGAGCCACGAGGAAAUUAUGGAGGGUGUUGAGCACGUGGGCAACAAGAAACACGAAACGCCAGUUAAGAUCAAAGUAAAGCACCAUCAUCACCAUCAUCAUCAUAACCACAUCAAAGAAGUCAUUAAAACCGUACCAAAGCCAUAUAAAGUUGAAAAAAUCGUACAUGUUCCGGUUGAGAAAAUUGUAGAAAAAAUUGUGCAAGUGCCGAGAAUUGUAAAUGUGACGGUAGAGAAAAUUGUUCAUGUGCCCGUCGAAAAGAUUAUUGAAAAGGUCGUACAAAUACCAAAACCAGUACACGUUCCUAAACCGUAUGUAGUCGAGAGAGUAAUGGAGAAAAUCGUGCACGUCCCAAAACCCUAUCCUGUCUUAAGGACUGUUCCCUAUCCGGUUGAGAUCAAAGUUCCCGUUCAAGUUGAAAAGAAAGUUCCAGUUCCAUAUAAAGUCGAAGUUGAACGUAAAGUUCCCGUCUACAUUCACGAUCCAGAACCAUAUAAAUUUGAUCACAUGUACACUAAGCAGCUUAAAGAAAAAGAGCUGGCGCAAUUUAAUCCUGAGAUUGCAGAAACAACCAGCAUAGAGAAUUAUCAAAGUUUUUAUCCGCCUCGCAUGCCCGCAUUUUACACAUCACACAAGUCUAGUCCUUUUAAGAAGCCCGAACCACCACAGGAUUUCGAAUUUCAGACUAUUAAGCAACAACCUAUAAAGCAGCACACACAUAUAGAUUUCCCAAAAACUACUAUAUCACCAUCUCCCCCUUCAAUGGAGCAGUCUACAUCUGAGAGUCAAGUGCUGCCCGUCAAAUUCAUGGAGAGUGAGUCGCAAUUUAAUAUUAUUGUGACUGAUAACAACACGUCAAUUGACUUGCCUCCACAAAUGUAUGACAAUAAAUACCAUGAAAUACCAUUCCCAUUUGAAUUUAUUCGCUUACAACCAGUCCCAUUCCAAUCUAAUAGUAACUUAGAAGUCCCAUUUCCAGCAGCACCUCUAAAUAAUACUGCAUAAGGCAAUUCGUUGGUUAAGAAAUAUAUAUAAUUUACAUAUUAUUUUAUAUUUUGUUGUAAAAUAAAAAUAUUAGUU
Molecule: messenger RNA, 1513 nt
Organism: Drosophila albomicans
Lineage: Eukaryota; Metazoa; Arthropoda; Insecta; Diptera; Drosophilidae
Product: titin
Exons: 2
Coding region: 50-1438 (462 amino acids)
Source: RefSeq, a predicted model, not a curated record